AUGGCAUCCACUAGUAAAGCAGCUAUCCCAGCUGUGCGGACUACGUUAAGCUCGAAAGCAGUAGCGAUCCCUGCUCGUCGAACCUUUGCGGCUUCGAUCCGAUCGUUCGCCGAAGGUGAUGCGGCCGAGAGCUCCACAGCUCGGUCCACAGCACCAAGAGGAGCUGCAGAGGUAGGAGAAAGCACGGAAGAUGCGUGGAAGCGGAACAUGGAGGAAGUGAGGGAAUGGCGACGCCGUCGGGAUGUCCAGCGCUCUAAACUACCCCUCUUCCUUCCACCAUCAGCCACCGCUCCGAACGCCCCCUCCCCACUCCGCCUAUCCCUCUCCACCCUCCUCGCUUCCGGCGCAGCUCUCGGACACGCCUCAUCUGCUCUCCACCCUGCGUACCUCCCAUACACGUAUGGAACCCGAUCCGGCCUGUCCAUCAUCGAUUUAGACCAAACACUUCCCAUCCUCCGGCGAACGGCGGCGCUCGUGCGCGAUCUGGUGAAGGAGGAUGGGGUGGUCAUGAUCGUGGGAUCGAGAGCGGGACAUGGAAAGUUGUUGAAGCGGGCAAGGGAGAGGAUGGGGGAUAGCGCAUAUGUCGUUGAAGAGUGGAUGCCGGGGACGUUGACGAAUUCCGUUACUUUCUUCGGCGUCGCACCAAUGCAAAACCAAGCACACCUCCCCGACCUCGCCAUCUUCCUCAACCCUUCCGAGAACCUCGGUGCAAUCCGAGAAUGUACCGCCAAAAACAUACCUACCAUCGGCAUCGUCGACAGUGAUACGGACCCACGCAUCGUCACUUAUCCCAUACCAGCGAACAUGGAGAGCAUCCGCACAGCUGAGCUCAUUCUUUCGACAUUGAGCAUAGCAGGCGAAGAGGGUCGUCGACUGCGCAGGCAAGCGAGGAUAGCCAGGACCGGAGGCCAAAGCAGGAGGUAG
Molecule: messenger RNA, 924 nt
Organism: Dioszegia hungarica
Lineage: Eukaryota; Fungi; Basidiomycota; Tremellomycetes; Tremellales; Bulleribasidiaceae
Product: ribosomal protein
Exons: 6
Coding region: 1-924 (307 amino acids)
Biological process (GO): translation
Cellular component (GO): ribosome; mitochondrial small ribosomal subunit
Molecular function (GO): structural constituent of ribosome
Source: RefSeq, a predicted model, not a curated record